Molecule: messenger RNA, 3274 nt
Organism: Myxocyprinus asiaticus (Chinese sucker)
Lineage: Eukaryota; Metazoa; Chordata; Actinopteri; Cypriniformes; Catostomidae
Product: EMILIN-3-like
Exons: 5
Coding region: 341-2788 (815 amino acids)
Cellular component (GO): extracellular matrix
Molecular function (GO): protein binding
Source: RefSeq, a predicted model, not a curated record
AGAGAUUUGAGCCCUCGCUUCUGUUACUGCUGCCCUGUCGCUCUGUCUUUCCUCUUCACUUUCUCCUCUGUCUGUCUCGUGUGAGUGGUAAACUGGGCAGGAUGAUACCAGAACAACAGAUCGUCCAACUGAAAGAGUUGAUGCUCUAGAGAAACCUUGUGGGACUUUGCAAAGAAAACAAGCAGCCCUUCAUAACCUCUGGACUCUGAAACACAGCUGACUUGUGUUUUUUCUCCUCAUCAUCCCCUGCAUUUUGCUUUCUGUACAUUUUCUCUCUUCUCUCCCACUUUAUGGCAUUUUCUGCAAGUGUUUUUUUCAACUUUUGCUUUGCUACUUUAAGAUGAGGGGGAUACUGAUGUGUGAAGCUCUUGUAUUGCUCACGUUGCUACUGACUUCAGUGGAUGCCAAAGGAACUCUCUAUGGAAGUACAUACAGAUACAAUCUGCACAAGGCUGGGGGCGUCCCGCAGUACAACCCUGGAAAGCCAAUGGGUCAUCAUAAGAACUUCUGUGCCUAUGUCGUUCAGAAGAAUGUCACCUGUGUGAUGCAGGAUGGAGUGGCCACCUAUGUCAAACCUGAAUACACUACCAAGUGCAUAUGGGGACAGAAAUGCCCUGUGGUCAUGUAUCGGACACUCUUCAAACCGCAGUAUAAAAUCGGUCAUAAAACCAUCACUGAACUAGAGUGGCGUUGUUGCCCGGGUUACUCUGGAGAGAACUGCAUUGACAGGCCAACCUCCAUCCCUAAUGGCAUGAUGCCUCCCUUCACAGGCUCUCUCCCUUGGCCUGGGAUGAAGGGUUACCCCCGGGGUUACCCUAAGAUACCCUCUGAUCCUAGACUCAUUCCUGUAUCUGGCCUGGAUCCUGGAAAACCUUUUCCUGGAGGUCAAACCGACAAUAAUCCCAUCCCUAGUGGAUAUGUUCCACCUGAAAAUCCCAAUACAAGUUAUGGUCCUAAGGCAGGAGUCACUGUUGAGCGCCUAGAUCGCAUUGAGGAGAACCUUCGCAAACUCUCUCAAAGUCUGGACAUCUUGAACGGCCUAGUGGUUGGUAUGGAAGAGCGUCUACGUGUCUCUCUUCGAGAGGACACAAAAAAGAUGCUGGCCUCUAUGCUCAGUGGCGCCCCCCGGCUCCUGGAUACCUCUGUGGGUUUUGGGCUGAUCCCAGAAGGCGCACCAAAUGGCUUAGAUGGUGAUGAGAACCUCCCUGGCUUUGGAGAAUUGGUUGGGAGAGUGAUGGAGGUCAAAGAUGAUCUCAAAGUCAAGAGUGACAUACUGGAUGAGAUCCGUGGCAUGGUGAUGGGACACGAUGGCCAGCUAAAGAGGCUGAUGGAUGGCGCCACAGGGAGACCUGUACCUGGAUCAGACCAGGGACAUCUGGAAGAACUUUUGGAUGCCAGGCUGGCUGGAGUGAGGGCAGAGGUUCUUGACGGCUUUGAGAGGAGAUUGUCAGGUCUGGAGAACCACUGUGAUGAGAGAAUUAGCCAGGUCCAGCAGCAGUGUCAUAAGGAGCAUCUAACAGGUCAAGAGCAGAUCCAACAGUCACUGGAUGGCCAUGAGAUGGGCCUUAGGAAAGAGCUGGGUGAGCUGCAGGCACAGAUCCAAGGUCUGACCGUGACUGAGAGCUGCUGUGGCAAAAUAAAUAGCCUAACCCAGCAGAUGUUUCUGCUGGAGGAGUCAGUUACAGGCCUCACUGAGUCCCAGAGGCAGUUACAAGUGGACCUGACUGACCAGACCCUCCAUAUAGAGACCUUAUUGGAAACCCGGCUGGUGGACAUGGAGGGCAGGAUUAAUGGCUCUGAACAUGGUGAACACGAUGAGAUUGGACCUGGCUUCAGCUCCCUUGAUGGGUUUAAGACCUUGUUGGAUGAUAAGCUAAAGACACUGGAGCGACGUCUGUUUGUGGCGGUAGAGGAGUUGAGCAAUGCCACAGCCCCAGCGCUGCUGGAGGGGCAAGUGGUGCCAGCACUAGAGACAGAGAUCGACAGUGUUCGGAGAAGGGUUGAGGCGGAUUUGGAUGGAAUGCAAAAGCAGAUGUCGGUCCUUGAGCUCCUCUGCACCUCUGCUUGCUCCCCUGCUUCUAGCCCCGAUACAGCCCUCAUCCAGACCAGGGUAGAGGACUGGAAAGAAACCGAGAAGAUGGUGAUGAAUCGUCUGGAUGUACAAUCAAACAAGCUGGACCAUCUCAACAGCACCUUGCAGGGUCUCCUAACGCAACUUUCCCAAGAGGACACACAGGGCUCCAUCCAGGGGGAAAUCACACUCCUGAAGAUCAACGUCAACUCAGUCAAUCGUACCUUGAAAGGACUACGUGAUUCGGUCAGCUUGUUUGCUCGGGAAGUGGGACAUGUUAAUUCCACUUGGCAGGAACGUGAAAACCGGUUGGUUACACAAGUCCAAGGCAUUUCGGAUCUCGUGGAGCACCAGACCUCUAUGCUUGGGGCUGGGGAGCGGAGGCUGAUCCAGCUCAAGGCAGAACUCCAGAGUUUGCGGCGAAGGUUAGCUGGGGAGCUACAAGGUUGUCAUACCACAACACUGGGAAUGCAACGGGAAGUAUUGGGAGUGGAAAGUCGAAUUACACAGGUAGAAGGACAGUGCGGAAGCCUCGGCGAGCUAGCUGAUGACCUUGAGAGAAUCCGUAGUGAACUAGAGAGACAUUCGGAUGCCUUCCUGGCACAGGUCAAUGGGACGCUGGUCAGCCACUCAGAGCAGCUGGUCCAACUGAAGGACGGUCUCAAAGACUGCUUGAGCAAGACGGGUCCCGCUGCACAGCGGGGUGAUAAUAAGUAAAAUGCCCUGUACAGAAACACCGCAAGGCCUGAGUUUGUACAAAUUGGCAAUAUUUUCGUCCCCUCAGCAGGGCAUUUCGUCUCUUAAUUCUUUGUUUUAAGCAUAUUUUAAGCUGUUUUACAUUUUUAACUUAUAUGAAGACAGCUUGACUGCAUUAUUAAAUGUAUUUGAUGAUUUAUUAAAUGAAAUAACAAAUAUGCAUAAAACAGAAAGCGAAUGUUACAACACUACUAAGCUGCUACGGGUUUCUACUGGCAGGUAUUGUCCACUACCUUCUCAUCUCAAAAACAUCAGUCAUCUCCUGAUUUAAUUAUUGUAUUAUAACACAAACAUGCUACAUUUUUUUUUUUUUUUAAUAAAUGUUUGUUGUGUGUGAAAGAGUUUGUUUAAAAUAUUUUUGUCUCAUUAUCGAAAUGCUGUUUUCUAAGAGAUUAUAAUUUUUCAUGAAUAAAAGUGGGUUGUGUGAAAGAAAUAAAAAAAGUUUGU